AGGCGAGCGCCGACCGGGCACCAUUCGAUGGCGGGAUUCGACGCCAAUCGCACGCCUCUCUGCCAGAGCGGAAAAGCCACGCGGCGCCCGUGUGUGUGUGUGUGUAUGUGCAAGUGCCAAAGUGAACGGUGUGUGGUGAUCCAGAUAUAACGCGUCCUAUUCCGCAUUGUUGGUGUGUACCCGUUACCCGAACUGCGGUGCUGCCAGCUCUCCAAUCAACUGGUUUUCGCGCCCGCCCAACAAGGGGAAAGUGUCUCCAAGAGAAGGCCACCGGUUUCGGGGUGAAAUCAGCGUGCUCAACCCGGCGCGAGAGAUAAAACGAGAGCAAAGCUGAGUUUUUCUUACCACGAUCGCCUGCGCCGUCGAAAGGUGAAACACGCAGAGCAACAGAGAGGAAGGCUCCCUAACAAAAAAAACCCUUUGCUGCGGCCUUGCCAGCGACAGGACAGUCACGAUGUACAUUGGAGGCGUAGAAGGCGGUGCGACACACUCCACCCUCGUCAUCUGCGAUGAGGCGGGCCAGAUAGUGGGGCGGGCGAAGGGCCCGAGCACGAACCACUGGGCGGUGGGCAUACCGGGCGUGGCCGAGCGGAUCGAUGCGAUGGCCCGGGCCGCCAAGGCGGAGGCGAACCUGCCCGCCGACCAGCAGCUGACCGCGGUCGGCCUCUGUCUGAGCGGGGCCGAGGCGGAGGAGACGAACCGCGAGCUGGAAGCGUACCUGCACACGCACUACCCGACCGUGGCGGAACGGUACGUGGUGGCCAGCGAUACCGUCGGCAGCAUUCAGGCGGUGUCGCGCCUGGGCGGCAUGGUGAUCAUUGCCGGCACCGGCUCGAACACGCUGCUGCGCAACCCGGACGGCAGUACGCACGGUUGCGGCGGCUGGGGCCACAUGAUCGGCGACGAGGGUGGUGCCUGGUGGAUCGCCCGGAACGCCAUCAAGACGGUGUUUGACGAUCGGGACAACCUGAAGCGCUCCAAGUACCCGGUCGAGCGCGUCUGGCAGCUGAUCCAGGAGCACUUUGGCGUGCGGACGCUGCACGACCUGCUCGACCACAGCUACGGCCGGUUCUGCAAGACGGCGUACGCGGGCCUGUGCGCGAAGCUGGCCCGCGCCGCGCAGGACGAGCGCGACCCGCUCUGCCGGAAGCUGUUCGGCGAGGCCGGCCAGUCGCUCGCCCGGUCGGUGUGCGCGCUGCGCGACAAGAUAGCACCGGACCUGUUGCGCCCGGGCACGGCCGGCACCAGCCUGCUCGACAUCGUGUGCGUCGGCUCGGUCUGGCUGAGCUGGGAGCUGCUGCGGGACGGCUUCGUCGCCGAGCUGGACCGGCAGCACUUCCCGCACGAUCUGCGCCUGCUCCGGCUGACCACGACGAUGGCGCUCGGGGCGGCCUACCUCGCGGCGGACACGUACAAGCUGGCCCUGCCCCGCGACUACACCGGCAACUACGACGUGUUCUACACGUACCGGGUCGGGCAGGCGAACGGCAGCAACGGGACGGCCGGUCACGACACGAACGGCCGAUGCUAGGGGGGCGUGCAGGCUAAACCCGGGGAACCCUGCGCCCUCUACUUCCAUUUAGUACAGCAAAAACCGAUUGAGAUUCAGCGCAAAAAAACAAGGAUGCGUUUUUGUGCAGGAAGGAAACGUGUGACCUGAUUAAAGAGGCAUCCGCGCGCUACACCGAAGUUCCAGUUGAGUGUAGUAAAAUGCAAAAAAAAAACUAGUUACUGUUCCCUAUGCUGCUACUCCCCCCAAGUAUUCUCCCCUGCUGUGGACAUUAUUCCAAUCUGUGUUGACCUCCCCUUCUCCAUGCGGCUCCUUCCAGUUGGAAAAGCUGUUUAGUAUUUGUUGUCCUGCACGUGCUGCGCCUUCAUGCGCUUUCUAUAGCUAUAUAGCCCGGCCACGCCAAGCCAACAUUCGGAUAAAAAAUAUAUAAAUAUGCUACACAAAGAUUCCCCAGUGAGUGUGUGUUUUGUAGAGGUAGAAUUGUUUUCCUUCUUUUUUUUUUUUGUAUGUGAGGCAAAAUAAAUAGCGUCUACGUAUAUUCGCAAA
Messenger RNA from Anopheles coluzzii, 2056 nucleotides. Its product is annotated as N-acetyl-D-glucosamine kinase. The transcript is spliced from 4 exons. Gene Ontology annotation, molecular function: N-acetylglucosamine kinase activity. Lineage: Eukaryota; Metazoa; Arthropoda; Insecta; Diptera; Culicidae. The record is from RefSeq and is a predicted model, not a curated record. The coding region runs from base 455 to 1531 and encodes 358 amino acids.